This is a messenger RNA of Helicoverpa armigera (cotton bollworm), 1831 nucleotides long. RefSeq names its product heterogeneous nuclear ribonucleoprotein A1, A2/B1 homolog. Gene Ontology annotation, cellular component: catalytic step 2 spliceosome. Bases 204 to 1232 code for a protein of 342 amino acids. The transcript is spliced from 7 exons. Gene Ontology annotation, biological process: mRNA splicing, via spliceosome. Gene Ontology annotation, molecular function: mRNA 3'-UTR binding. The record is from RefSeq and is a predicted model, not a curated record. NCBI's taxonomy places the organism in Eukaryota, Metazoa, Arthropoda, Insecta, Lepidoptera, Noctuidae.
UUUCCUUCAUUCUAUUUGGCUUUGGCAUUUCCCUUUGACAUUUCAAUUCAAUUUUGUUUAGUGAAUUUCAUUUUCGUUUUGCGGUAUCAUAAAAUUCUGCAAUUACAUGAUAUUCGGAUGUUAAUACUGAUUAGAAAGCCUUAUUAAAUAUAUAUAUUUAUUUUUGUUGAAAGUGCUAGAAAUCUGCAGCCGUGGCUGAAGACAUGAAACCAAGCGGAGGUGGUGAUGACUACGAGGAACCGGAGCAUUUACGAAAAUUAUUUAUUGGUGGCCUUGACUUCAGAACAAAUGAUGCCUCAUUGAAGGAAUUCUAUGAACAAUGGGGCGAAAUUGUAGAUGUAGUAGUUAUGAAAGACCCUCAGACGAAAAGGUCAAGGGGAUUUGGUUUCAUUACUUAUUCUCGGGCUCAUAUGGUGGAUGAUGCACAGAAAAAUAGACCACAUAAGAUAGAUGGAAGAGUGGUGGAACCAAAAAGGGCUGUGCCAAGAGAAGAAAUAAAGAGGCCAGAUGCUGCAGCCACGGUUAAGAAACUCUUUGUUGGUGGCCUUAAACAAGAAAUAGAGGAGGAAGAUUUAAAAGAGUAUUUUAGCUCAUAUGGAAAUAUAGUUUCUGUAAGCUUAGUGACUGAAAAGGAUACAGGGAAGAAGAGGGGCUUUGGUUUUGUUGAAUUUGAUGACUAUGAUCCUGUUGACAGAAUAUGCUUGCAUCCAAACCACAAAGUGAAAGGGCACCGCUUGGAUGUAAAGAAAGCCCUUUCGAAGUCAGAAAUGGCGGCUGGCGGGCCCGGCGGUGGCGGCAGCAGCGGAGGCGGCGGAGGCAGGCGGGGUGGCGGCCGCGGCGGGGGCUGGGGCAACCGACAGAACCAGGAUUGGGGCAACUCAGAUGGCGGUGGCUACAACUCAGGCUAUGGUCAAGGUGGAUGGGGAAACCAAAAUCCAUGGGACUCCAACAAUGCUGGAGGAAAUUGGGGAAAUCAGGGAUAUGGGGACCAAGGAGGCUGGAAUCAGCCUAACAGCAAUUUCGGGACUGGAUACCAGCAGGGUUAUGGCGGUGGUCCAAUGAGGCCUAACUACAAUACGUCCAGACCACAGCCUUAUAAUAACUCAGCGGAUGGUUUCGAAGGUGGCGGCAGUGGAUACGGCAGCGGCGGCGGCGGCGGUGGUGGCAGCGGCGGCCCUGGGUACAACAACAUGGGCAACCAGGCCCAGGCUGGCAACCAGCGCCGGUUCUAAACCACGACUGUCCUCUUGUCUCAAGUUGCGCUUAGUUGAAGCUAGGCAGGCAGACGGUAGAGUAGUACGGGAGGUAGGCCAGGAGGUCAGCUAGCUAGUGAGGGACAAGCGGACUUAGUGAAGCGACUGCAUUACAUAGUCAUUUUACUUUUUUUUUCUCCUUCAAUUAAGGUUUGUUCACAAUAAGGUACUGUGUAGGCACUAGAUUCAUUUUUCUAUUAAUUGUUAGUCUUUUAGCACGCAAUCACAGUUUUUACAUUUUAAUUACCACUUUUUAAUUACUUUCCGCACGACUAUGUGAGGUAAUGCAAUUUUAAAUUAAACCCUGUCCAAGUCCAAUUGGAUGAUAUGUACUGUAAAAGCUGUGGCAUAACAUUAUAUUUGCGUUUUUAGUCAUUAAGUGAGGAGAUUUAUAUUAUUUCUGUUAAUAUUUUAAUGUUAAAAUUGUAGAUUAUAUUUUAUUCUUUUUCAAUAUAUCGUCCAUGAUUAGAUAGAUAGCUAUAACAUUCCAAAAUAAUGAAAAUAUAUUAUUGAAUGAAAGCGAUGUGUUAAAGUAUCUAUAAUUUAUGACAACGCACUUGUGAGCACCAGUCAAGUGU